This is a messenger RNA of Culicoides brevitarsis, 453 nucleotides long. Its product is annotated as peptidyl-tRNA hydrolase 2, mitochondrial. Gene Ontology annotation, cellular component: cytosol; mitochondrion. Lineage: Eukaryota; Metazoa; Arthropoda; Insecta; Diptera; Ceratopogonidae. The transcript has a single exon. The record is from RefSeq and is a predicted model, not a curated record. Gene Ontology annotation, molecular function: peptidyl-tRNA hydrolase activity. Bases 1 to 393 code for a protein of 130 amino acids.
AUGUCCUUCCUGCGUCGCAUAAUAACAAAAAUUAGUGGAACACCCACGAAAAUGGUGUUGGUAGUGCGGGCUGAUCUGAAAUUGAGCAAAGGCAAGACGGGGUCGCAAUGCGCGCAUGCCGCCGUCAUUUGUUACCAUCGCACCCUGGAUCGUCAUCCGGACCUUUGCUCCACGUGGUUCGCUCAGGGACAGCCCAAAAUAGUGUUAAAAGUAGAUUCGUUGACGGAGCUGAAGGAGUUACAGAAAGCCGCAAAGGCACAAGGCAUCGUUGCCGAAGCGGUUCGCGAUGCAGGUCGCACCGAAAUCGAAGCCGGAACAACAACUGUGCUUGGAAUCGGGCCCGAUGAUAAAGAAAAAAUUGACUCAAUUGUCAAGCAUUUAAAAUUGCUCUAGUCACUCCUCCGCAUUAACGUCAAAUAAACAAAAACAUAUUUUAAAAAAAAUCUUUUUUUU